This is a messenger RNA of Entrophospora sp. SA101, 881 nucleotides long. NCBI's taxonomy places the organism in Eukaryota, Fungi, Glomeromycota, Glomeromycetes, Entrophosporales, Entrophosporaceae. The record is from the annotation of a GenBank genome assembly.
GAGAAAAUGAUCUAGAACAAUUGAUUGGAUUUGAUGAAGCAGAACUAAAAGAAGUCAUGUCGGCCAUAUCUAUGAAACCUUUUCAUUCAGCAGCUUUUAAGAAAGGUGUUAGAGAAUUAAGGCAAACUCUUGCUACAGCUAAUGUUUAUCAUCAUAAUGCUCCGUUGACCUUUUCGAAUAUUUCGCCACUUUCACCACUUCAAACAUCUAUGUCAGUUCAACAUCUACAACAGAUUCAAAACAUUUCAACAAGCGCCCUUAAUGUUACGCCAGGAACAAAUAUGCCAGAUAUUAUUAAUGCACAAAGUUCAAAAGAUGUUAUUAUACAUCAUGCAACAAUUUAUGGUAAGAAUAGUAGAAGACAGUUGACAACAUAUGAGCAAGCGAUAAAUCAAGCAGCAAUUGAAUUGGCACUCUCAGACCCUGCAUUAGUAGCUAACAAAGGUGCAUUAUUUGAAAGGGCAAAAGCCAAACUUUUACUUGAAGGUUAUAAUUAUAAACGUGGACAACCUCGUUCAAAAUUAAAUCCUAACGCACCUAAACCUGGUGUUCGAGCAUCCAAAUCAACAAUUCGUGAGAAAAGGAACGCACAUGCUGCAAUAACAAGUGAAAAUAGACAAAUAAACAUAGCAGAACUUGAACGUAAAUUAAAAAUCAAAGAAACACAGCUUGAUCUUGCACAAGAAAUUAGAGGUGCAAAAACACAACAAGGAGAUCAGUUGGGAUUGGAAAAGGCACAAUUAUCAUUGGAAGAGAUUGAGCAAGAAAGAAAUGAAAUUGCUAAAGAACUAUCCGUUUUAAAAAACAAAGAGCGUAAACAUCAAUGGUACGAACAAAAGAAAAAGGAAAAAAUGGAUUCUAAAUUUAGCGAAAAUCUUUAG